AUGGAGAAAGGGAAAGGGCGUGAGACGGCGGAGGCGCCGGGUGCGGAUCUGCUGCCAUGGGUCGAAAAGUACCGUCCGUUGCGCCUCGAGGAGAUCAUGGCGCACCAGCAUAUAAUAUCGACAUUGGAAAAGUUUGUCGACGCCGACCAGCUGCCGCACCUUUUGUUUUACGGGCCGCCCGGCACGGGCAAGACGUCGACGAUUGUAGCGCUGGCGAUGCGCUUGUACGGCAAAAAUUUUCGGAGUCAUGUGCUGGAACUCAACGCGUCCGACGACCGCGGCAUCGAUGUAGUCCGUGGCCAGAUCAAGGCGUUCGCGAGUACGCGCAACGUCUUCAGCACGCAGCAGGACAUGUUCAAGCUGAUCGUGUUGGACGAGGCCGACGCCAUGACACAAGCGGCGCAGGCGGCGCUGCGGCGCGUCAUGGAGCAGUAUACGCGCAACGUGCGCUUUUGCAUUAUCUGCAACUAUGUAAACAAAGUCAUCCCUGCGAUCCAGAGCCGCUGCACACGGUUCCGCUUUGCGCCGCUCGCGUCUGAGCAGAUCGCACGGCGUUUGGAUAUGGUGAUCGACGCAGAACACUGCAAUGUCGAGCCGGACGGACGCGAAGCGAUCCUCCAGCUCAGCCAUGGAGAUAUGCGGCGCACACUCAACAUCCUUCAGGCGUGCCAUGCGUCCGGCGGCGUCGUCGAUGAGGACGCCGUGUACAAUUGCACGGGCAACCCCAACCCGAAGGACAUCGAAACUGCGUUCCAGGCCAUGCUGCAGCAGGAAUUCACUACGGCUUACCAAACGGUACAAACGCUCAAGCUGAACAAGGGCACUGCGCUCGCCGAUCUGCUGCAGGGGAUGUACGAGCUCGUGAUUUCUUUGGAAUUGCCGGCGCAUGCGCGCGCAUACCUGCUCGAUCACAUGGCACAGAUCGAGUACCGGAUGAGUACCAGCGCUUCAGAGCGCGUCCAGCUCUCCGCGCUGCUCGCCGCCGUCAAGGCUGCCGUCGACCUCUCCCAGAAGGCAUAG
Molecule: messenger RNA, 1020 nt
Organism: Malassezia vespertilionis
Lineage: Eukaryota; Fungi; Basidiomycota; Malasseziomycetes; Malasseziales; Malasseziaceae
Gene: RFC3
Product: Subunit of heteropentameric Replication factor C (RF-C)
Exons: 5
Coding region: 1-1020 (339 amino acids)
Biological process (GO): DNA repair; DNA-templated DNA replication
Cellular component (GO): Elg1 RFC-like complex; nucleus; Ctf18 RFC-like complex
Molecular function (GO): ATP hydrolysis activity; DNA binding; ATP binding
Source: RefSeq, a predicted model, not a curated record